Molecule: messenger RNA, 870 nt
Organism: Linnemannia hyalina
Lineage: Eukaryota; Fungi; Mortierellomycota; Mortierellomycetes; Mortierellales; Mortierellaceae
Source: the annotation of a GenBank genome assembly
AUGUUCGCCUCCCGUGCCCAGCCUGUCGCGCAGACACUCAGCGCCGGUAUCCAGACCCGUAACAUGGGUACCCUCAGAGAGAUCCAGAUGCGCCUGAACGCUAUCAGGAACAUUGGAAAGAUCACAAAGUCGAUGAAGAUGAUUGCCUCGACCAAGGUCGCCAAGGCUCAGCGUGCUAUGGAGACUGCCCGCGCCUACGGUUCCACCUCUGCCAGCAUCUACAAGAACGCCAACACUGCCCCUCUCGAGAAUGAGGACAAGGUCUACAUCGUCUCUUCCUCUGACCGUGGUCUUUGCGGUGGUAUCCACUCCUCCGUUGCCAAGGCUACCCGCCGCUUGAUCGCUGUUGACGGCCCUUCGUCUGGCGUCAUUGUCUUGGGUGACAAGGCCAAGAACCAGAUGUCCCGUUCUCACCGCAGUGACAUCCAGAUGUCCUUCAACCAGAUCGGAAAGGCCAUCCCCACCUUCGCUGAGGCCAGCGCUGCUGCCGACACCAUCAAGUCCUCCGGCAUCAAGUUCGACACUGCCACCAUCAUCUACAACGAGUUCACCUCUGCCAUCGCCUAUGAGGCCAAACCCAUCAACGUCUACUCUUCCGAGGCUUUGAAGGCUGCCGAUGCCUUCGCUGCCUACGAGAUCGAUGAUGAUGUUUUGGAGAACUACCACGAGUUCUUGUUCGCCAACAACAUCUACUGGGGUCUUGUCGAGGGUCACGCCUCGGAAAUGUCUGCCAAGCGCACUGCCAUGGAGAACGCCACCAAGAACGCUGGAGAGAUGGUCGACCGCUUGACCAUGACCUAUAACCGUUCUCGCCAGGCCGCCAUUACCUCCGAGUUGGUUGACAUUAUUACUGGUGCCUCUGCUCUGUAA